This is a messenger RNA of Folsomia candida, 2031 nucleotides long. RefSeq names its product protein tumorous imaginal discs, mitochondrial. Gene Ontology annotation, molecular function: heat shock protein binding; ATP binding. Lineage: Eukaryota; Metazoa; Arthropoda; Collembola; Entomobryomorpha; Isotomidae. Gene Ontology annotation, biological process: protein folding; mitochondrion organization; response to heat. The record is from RefSeq and is a predicted model, not a curated record. Gene Ontology annotation, cellular component: mitochondrion. Bases 139 to 1626 code for a protein of 495 amino acids. The transcript is spliced from 6 exons.
ACCGGGCAGCUCUGGGUUUUGCACUUUUUUGCAUUGCUGACUGACUACUACACGUAUAGGACUCUCUGCUUGGUUGUUUAAUUUUAUCUUGUUAAUUAAUUGUUAAUUUAAGUAGUUAAUUGGAGUGACCUUCUAGUCAUGGCGACAUCUCGAACCGUGGCCUUAAUCAGGGUCCAGGGCCUCGUGAUAAGUUCUACAAUAAACGUUUUGAAGCGAACUUUCCCUCUCGUGGCGAUAAGUUACGAUCAUUAUGAAAAGCGGGACUUGCACCUUCAAAGUUAUAACCACACACAAGAUAAAGGUGUUGGAGGUCUCGUGUCAUCAUAUGUACGUGAUUGGCAACAGCGAUCCGCGAUUCAUUCCUCGGGCGGAUUACGACAAAAGGGAAAAAACUACUAUGAGGUGCUGGGGGUGGGGAAAAAGGCCACAGUAAAAGAAAUUAAACAAGCCUAUUAUCUCUUGGCGAAAAAAUACCAUCCCGACACUAGCAAGGGGGACACUGAAAAGAAAAUGUUCUUGGAUGUAUCAGAAGCGUACGAGGUACUGAGUGACGAUAAUAGACGAAAAGAAUACGAUGAAUGGGGCCAAACUUCGCAAGAUAUUCGGCGAAAUGAGUACUAUGCGAAGGGAAAUGCUGAGGGGGAUCCAAAUUUUGGGAAAAAGACGUGGCAUUAUAAUACCAAUGUUGAUCCUGAAGAACUAUUUCGUCGUAUAUUUGGCGAGGCAAUGGACGAACAUAAUCCAUUCGAUCAGCCUCUAGAGUUUGCUAGGUCGUUCUAUGGAUAUGGUGCUGCUGAGGAGAUUGUUAUGGGCCUUCAAUUUGAGGAAGCUGCGUUGGGAGGUCACAAAGAGGCAAUUUUCAAUGUCGUCGAACGUUGUCCAAAAUGUGCUGGGACUCGGUGCGAACUUGGGACAAAACCUGUAACUUGUGCUACGUGUGAUGGAACUGGGAUGGAAACAAUUUCCAAGGGGCCUUUCAUAAUGAGGAACACUUGUAGCGAAUGCAACGGUGCAAAAGAGGUUAUGCAUCACCCUUGCGGCGAAUGUGAAGGCGAAGGAAAGAUGGUGCUAAGAAAAAAAUUUCCAGUUCCGAUUCCUGCAGGUGUCAACGAUGGCGAUGCUAUUCGAGUGGAUGUGGGACUGAAAGAAAUCACUGUCAACUUUCGAGUCGCAAAGUCUGAUUACUUUCGGAAAGAUACGGUUGAUAUCCAUACGGACGCCAUUAUCUCAAUUAGUCAAGCAAUUUUAGGUGGCGAAACAACUAUUAAGGGUCUUUAUGAAAAUAUAAUAAUCGAGAUAGCACCGGGAACUUCGUCACACACGGUUCUCAAGCUGAAUGGAAGAGGAAUAAAACUUCCAGGUGGAUCUGGAUAUGGAGACCAUUAUGUCCAUUUUCGUGUGCAUGUUCCGACAGGAUUAUCAAAAACUGAAAAGGACGUACUAGUCGCAUUUGCUGCCAGCUUGGACGAAGAGUUUGUGGGGACAGUGGCAGGAGUAACUGCAAGUGAUGGUACUUCAACGCACACUUCAGAUAAAAAAAGCAGUCCCAUUGUGUCCCCACCCAAGGAUAGUCAGAAGAGCAAUGGAUUUUUAGGGAAAAUAAAAAAAGUGUUAUUUAAUAGAUGAUGAAAUGCUGUCUUACAAGUUAUCUUUUUAUAGCUAAUUUCAAAUUUAGAUCAUACAUAUGUGACCACUUUACUCAUGUGUUACUAGUCGUUAUUUGUUGAAAUAGUACUAGUUUAAAUAUUAAUUGUUCUUCUGUAAUCUAAAUCACUCGUGUCUUGGGGUUUAUUCUUUCAGAGGAAAUUGCCAUAUGGCGGAAAGAAAGAAAAAUCAAGGAGAUUCACGAUAAAGCCAUUGCUCUUCAUGACGAACCCCUCAAACUGUCAGCGACCUGGAAAAAAAUCGCAACCACAAAGAAUAUUCAUAUCGAGUGGGACUGCACUGCGAAAAAGAAGCGUCCAAAAAAGCCAAAGAAUUGAUGUAAUUAUUAUUCAUUAUCUAAAUAAAAAUAUGACUAAUAAAAUGUUA